Miniopterus natalensis is the source of this 2927-nucleotide messenger RNA. The record is from RefSeq and is a predicted model, not a curated record. NCBI's taxonomy places the organism in Eukaryota, Metazoa, Chordata, Mammalia, Chiroptera, Miniopteridae.
AGUAAGUGUGUAUGUCAUUUUCAAACAUUCUGACAAUAACUGAAAAGAUUGAAAGUCUUCUAAAGGUGAGAAUGAAAGGCUUUGGUAAUUUUUUAGAAAGAGGCCUUAGAACUAAAUUCUGCAUUAGCUCUAGAAGUAAGCAUUUGUGCCUUUAAAAUUGGAAAUUCCAUGUGGACCUUUAGAAAAGUAGGGACUGAAUUGGUACAGAGAUAAUUGUUGAAGAUCAGUUCUGCUUCAAAAUGGUCCAGCUGAAUCCCUAAGUAAUUUUUUUUAAAUAGCACAUUGUGGGUGGAGUUGAUGUGUUUUGUGGAACUGACUGAUUUCCUUUCUCUGGCAGAAAGCACUAGGUGGGGACAGUGCGGUGAGGCCCUUCCAGAGCACUGCAGCAGCCUGUGCACCGGUAUCACAUUAUCGGACUGUUAAAGGUGUGGACUCAAGUGAAGAGAGUUUUUCUGAUUCAGAUGAUGAUAGCUCUCUCUGGAAACGCAAGCGACAGAAAUGCUUCAACCUCCCUCCCAAACCAGAGCCUUUUCAGUUUGGCCAGAGCAGCCAGAAGCCGCCAUUUGCUGGAGGGAAGAAGGUUAACAAUAUCUGGGGUGCUGUGCUGCAGGAGCAGAAUCAAGAUGCGGUGGCCACUGAACUUGGUAUCUUGGAAAUGGAAGGCACUAUUGACAAAAGCAGACAGUCCGAGACCUACAAUUAUUUGCUUGCUAAGAAACUUAAGAGGGAGUCUCAAGAACAGACAACAGAAUUAGACAAAGAGCUAGAUGAAUAUAUGCGUGAUGUCAAGAAAACAGGCUCAAAGGAAGAGGAAAAUGGGCAAGGUCAUCUUAAAAGGAAACGACCUGUCAAAGACAGACUAGGAGACAGACUAGAAAUGAACUAUAAAGGCCGGUAUGAGAUCACAGAGGAUGAUUCUCAGGAGAAAGUGGCUGAUGAAAUUACUUUCAGGUUGCAGGAACCAAAGAAAGAUCUGAUAGCCCGGGUAGUGAGUAUAAUUGGGAACAAAAAGGCCAUUGAACUUCUGAUGGAAACUGCUGAAGUUGAACAAAAUGGUGGCCUUUUUAUAAUGAAUGGUAGUCGAAGAAGAACACCAGGUGGAGUUUUCCUGAAUCUCCUGAAAAACACUCCUAGUAUCAGUGAGGAACAAAUUAAGGCCAUUUUCUACGUUGAAAAUCAAAAGGAAUAUGAAAACAAAAAAGCCGCUAGGAAGAGGAGAACACAACUGUUGGGGAAAAAGAUGAAACAAGCUAUUAAGAGUCUGAAUUUUCAAGAAGAUGAUGAUACAUCACGAGAAACUUUUGCAAGUGACACAAAUGAAGCCCUAGCCUCUCUUGAUGAAUCACAGGAGGGACAUGGAGAAACUAAGUUGGAUGUAGAGGAAGACAUUGAGGUUGACCAUUCUCACGAUUUGGACAUUUUUUAGUACAUGUUGAGGAAUAAUCCCUCCUACAGUGGUAAUAAACCAUUUCUACUGAAUUGCUUUGUUUUACUUUGCACUGAUAAACAUGAAAAUCUGGAGAGAAAGACCUGUUUUCUUGUUUUAAAUAAAAUUGAAUAUAUGGGGAGAUGAAUGCAAUUGAUGAAAACAUUUAGAAUUUUCUCAUGUCUGACAAAAUAUUCAAAAAGUAUAUAGCAGAGGAUUUAAUUUCUCGAUCUGUUGCAUGCGCUAAUUAUAACUAGUUAAUAAUCAGUUUUGUCCAGGUCAUUAUAACAUGCCAUUCAAAAGUUUUUUUUUUCCUAUUUAUCUUUGCAGAGAAUUAUGACUGGUUUCAAAACAUUCCAUUCGAAGAUCCUAGUAAGACACAUAAAUUGUUAAACUAUUUAUUACAAAUGCAUCCAAAUUUAGUUUGUCUGUGUCCUAAGAACUCUUAGGCUAUUUUAAGGUUAGCGAUUAAAAUUCAAAUAGGUUUAUACUGAUGGUUCUUCUCACUUAUUUGUCCAGAAGUAAGUAAACAGCAGAAGCUUUUCAAAGAUGUAUUGAUUCGUAACCUUAAUAUUGUUUUGUUUGUCUUUUUUUUUAACUUAUUAACUUGGUUGUACACUAAAUACUGAAUGUGAUCCAUACCCGUGUUAUUACUUACCAUGGACAUUUAAACUUUUUUCAAUGUUAGCCUGCUUAAGACUGUUUUACCUUAUAUUAAGGAAGUAUUUAAAAUGUCAUGUCUGGCCCUGGCUGGUGUGGCUUGUGGUUAGAGUGUUGGCCUGUGCACCAAAGGGUCGAGGGUUUGAUUCCUGGUCAAGGACAUGUAUCUGAGCUGCAGGUUCGACCCCCGCCCCCACGUGCGGAAACCAACCAACCAAUUGAUGUGUCUCUCACAUUGAUGUUUUUCUGUCUUCCCCUUCCUCCCUUCCACUCUAAAAAUCAAUGGAAAAAAUAUCAUACCUGCAUGGAUUUUCAGAUUACUCAUUUUGAUUGAAGGAGUAAACCUUCUGAAGGUGUAGGUUACUUAAGAUGUUCCAAAAGUUGACUAUAGUUAACAAAAUAGAUUAAGCAAAAGCGUGUAAGAAGUGAUUACAAAUAUUCUUUGCAGGCAAUAUGCUUGAACUCAACGGGUCCUGAAAUACAUGGUCAUUGGAGUUGGAUUUAAGGAUCUAAGUGGGAAAAGAGAAAAGUGGUUAUUGGUUGCUUUUUAUUCAUAAAGAAUGCAAAAAUAUUCCCAUCCUGAUAAAAGGCUUACAUUUACAAAAAGAUCCAGAUGCAAUUUUCAACUACUCUGAAACCAGCAGGUCACACCUGACUGUAAUAGUUUUCUUAGCUGAAAUUGUAGGUGUUUUUCUUGAGAUUAAUUUAUGAGAAAAGAUUAUCUGAUGCAUUUUGCAUUGAACUGCCCCUUUAGUGGUUUAUUUUCGUUCUGCCCAUCUGUCUACUAAAAAAAUGUGAAAUAAAAGAAUGCAAAAAUAAAAUUAGUUUUGGCAGUCCUUAA